Messenger RNA from Verruconis gallopava, 2633 nucleotides. RefSeq lists its product as uncharacterized. Bases 673 to 2601 code for a protein of 642 amino acids. NCBI's taxonomy places the organism in Eukaryota, Fungi, Ascomycota, Dothideomycetes, Venturiales, Sympoventuriaceae. The record is from RefSeq and is a predicted model, not a curated record. The transcript is spliced from 4 exons.
AACCACACACGCUAGGAUGAACCGGUCGUCCCGUUGGCGUGUCGAACAAACGCUCCGCUCUGAAGCGGGAUGAAACCACAGCUUGCGUUGCCCGUCACGUUGGUGGGCUCCCUUCAGACCACACAAAGUGGUUUUGAGCUUUGGAUUCACGCACCAUGUCUCUGCUAUGUGCAACAUCUCGAACGAUGCGCUUGUGCAAGGUCACGGCCGGAGCGCUCACAGCUCAGCGUGGCUGCUGAGUCAUGCUCCAAAACUGCCCCUGCAACGACCACUGCCGCGAGCAGCAUCUCGCGAAUGGGGUCCAAAAGCUGUGAUGUUUUCCUGUGGCAACGGCGGUCAAUGAGGCUGCAUUUCGUAGCUUGCUAUCUGGUUCCCUGAGUCUGCUAACAUGGUACGAUACUCUGUCCAGGACUCUUUUCUCACUGUGGCAGCGUGGAACCUCCACGGAUGCGCAACAGAUUUGCAGGACAAGGCCAGCCAUCGGACUUUGGAAUACAAAUUUAGAAGUGCCAUUAGCGCGUGUCUUUAAUGCUACUCUCGUUGAAUCAGGAGAAACAAACGUCUUGAAGUUUCAGGCUGGUUCUUUUGAAGGCCUUCACGACAAGAAAACCCUGGUGACUAACUGGAGAAGCACGCUCUCUGUGUUUUCCUGAUGCAGAACUGAAACGUGCUAUGGACGUAUGUGCGGAUAAUUCAACAGCAUGUCUGUUGCGCCAGAUCUAUAAUCAGAAUAAUACCUAUGACUGGAAUCCGCUCAACUUUGGCUUCACUGCUGCCAUUGGCGCACUCGCCCUCAUAGUUGCCAUCAUGACUGUUUUUCAAGGUGCACUUGCAGCCGGCCCAGGCAGGAUAAAGGCCUCGGAAAGAGCGAUAGGCGAGUGGUCACGGUACAGUCAGUCGAGGAUGGACAGGCAAGAGUUGCGCGUAAGAACAACGACGUUAGUUCCGUUCAUCCAGAUCUUCGACGAAUCUGGCGACCUUCCACGAACAAUAGAUGAAGAGAUUGGCAAGAGACUCAAAGGCAGCCAUGCAGUAGUAGCGAGGCUGCUAAAUGCUGAACAGGAAUCUAGAUUACGGAAAGAGAAGACAAGCAAUGCGUGGGUAACACUUUUUGGAAGCACGAAGAGUAAAGAAACAGAGCAGCGCCCAGUAGCACUCAAGCGUUACACGUUCAAUAAUUAUGCUGCUUCUUGGGCAAACAUGCUCGCACGUCUGCCUGACAGUAAGACCUACUUCACUACCCGAGCUUUGAAUUAUGGAGGAAAGAUCGAGUUUUUAAAAGUACUGCCUAAAGCAUUACUGUGCGAAACGGACUAUCUACCCAGUGAUGUCCCUGCAGCUGUCGCCUUUGGUACUAUCCGAAGCAUCAUAACGUUGGCAGCUUUUGUGGGCUGUGAUGAGAUCUCCGCGGACGGAGACUUGCUUGAGGCUCGUGGGAACAGCAUGCAGGUCUCUUUCCGAGAGCAUGCACUCUUGGGCAGGGUAGCAGUAUCUCAGGACUUCCCGAUGAUGGACACAUACCGAAUCGAAUUCGACCGCCAACUCUAUAAUACUCACGAGUCAAUAGGACUUCUAACAAGCCAUCAGCCAUUCUUGACACCAGGAUUCCCGGGGGUGCACUCUACUAUGAUCAUUCUAUACACGGAAUUUGCGCCCUGGUUGCGAGCAACAUCAUUCUCUUCGUGGAAUGCCGCAGCCGUAGCGAAGCAGAUCUGCUCAAACGCGAGGCCAUGGAAGCAUCUUGACCUGCGUUUAAUCAUUUGCACAAUUCAACAAGCGGUUUCGAAGCAUGGAGGAACACUCUACUGGCACCAUUCCGCACCACGGCCGGUCUUCUCGGCUGAUUUCCCUGAAAUCACCACCAUGUACUCGAGCGAUCGCGAGGCGGGUGCGAGUGGCAUGCCAAGAAUCAGUGGCAGCUGCUACGAAAAGACCACAUAUUGGGCGGACCGGAGCUUGUACAGCCGACUUAGUUACAAUGUGGACUAUUCCCGUGCGAUGUUAGAUGGUGUUACUCUCUAUAUCCCGAACACCCCGUAUGACACAGGGCGUAUACUCCAUCAAUUGGAAUAUCUGGUCGGGUUGAAGUUAUCGGAUAACCAGAGUGAACUUCAAGCUGCUGAAAACGUAAUUUUUGAUCUCGAUGAAGAGUCAACAUCGAAGGCAAUCGUGGAUACGAGCAGACCAUUCCUCGUCCUUCUGCCCCUUGCCCUGCGAUGUUGUCUAGAUUUUUUGGAGGAUAAGUUCAAAUUUGACAGUUUGCCAUUCCCCUCAAAGAGCCAUGUCAGAGGUGCUAUACGCCAUCAAUUGCAUGAGAUCGAUCAUUGGCUGUUGCGGCACAUUAGAGAAGAAGCAGUGCUGGAGUGCAAGACGCACCUUAAAAAUGCAAUGAAGAAUCCACCAGAUCUGUCGACGAACCCCUUGGACAAGAUAAUCUGUCCGAGUAUGGAGCAAGCUUGGAAAGUAGUGCAGGAAACCGAUCUAGUGUCUACUAUUUUGGCCUUCCGAGCUGUGCUCAUGGCCGCGUUCUUGUCAACGGCUGCCGAUGUGAGCGCUGUUACUGGGACUGCCCUAGGAAGGCGAGUCGUUCAAUUUCUAUAGAUUAGACAUAAAAUCCUAAAGUGAAAUCCUCC